CAGAACACGCCAUUUUCUUUUGCCAAGAGAGAGAAAAUAGAGAGAGAGAAAAAUGGGAGUUCUUUUCUCAACGAUCGGCACUCUUGUUUCUAAAUGGUUCGGCCCCUCAACGGCGAGUGCCGAAGCUGCCUCGUCGGAGCCGUCGUCGGUGUCUUCUUUUCAUUCGUCGGCCAGAUGGAAACUCCACUUCGAUUCCGUUCAGGAAUCUUCCAAGCUCAUGGUGAUUGAUUUCUCGGCGACUUGGUGUGGACCUUGUAGGCUCAUGGAGCCGUCCUUCAACGCCAUGGCCAGUACAUAUACUGAUGUUGAGUUCAUCAAAAUCGAUGUCGAUGAGUUAUCUGAUGUGGCUCAGGAUUUUGGAGUACAAGCAAUGCCAACAUUUGUAUUGCUGAGGAGAGGGAAAGUGUUGGAUACGGUGGUUGGAGCCCGUAAGGAAGAGCUGGAGAAGAAGAUUCAGAAGCACCGAUCAGCUUCUGGUGGAACUUAAAUCCACAAAUCUCCAGCAAUAAGUUCUCUCUCUCACUCUUCUUCCUCUUUUUAUGCAAACAUAUGAAAAUUAUCUAUAUUCUAACUUGACCAGUGAUUUGAAUUUACACGUAUUAUAUAAACUCCAUGUUCUUGUUUGAGCUCAA
This is a messenger RNA of Cucurbita pepo subsp. pepo (vegetable marrow), 632 nucleotides long. The record is from RefSeq and is a predicted model, not a curated record. NCBI's taxonomy places the organism in Eukaryota, Viridiplantae, Streptophyta, Magnoliopsida, Cucurbitales, Cucurbitaceae.